AUGGCUCCACAUGGACGCUGUUGCUCUUAUCCCCAGGGACAAAUCUCUUUUUUCCCCACGAUGAUGGCCCUUGCGGGCCUUCUGUGCACUUUCUAUGUCUUGCCCUGGACGCCUGGUGAAUGGUUCUCGGAAGUGCACUUCAUUUGUGUGAAUUUUAAGGACCAGGACUCCAUUGUUGCCUGCCUUCCUUUAUUUUUGGUGAACACCGCCCAUUCCAAGAGCGGCAGCCAAUUCUGGAAGAUUCAAGUUGCCACUGUCUGCGCCAUUUUGGUGGCUGUUAUUGGAUGUAUCACCACAGUCUAUCUCUUUGGAGCCAUUUGCUUCCACCUCAACAAGGGCAUGCUUAAUCGCAUCGCCGCGGCUUAUGGGGCUUGCGCGGCCUUUUCGGCUUCUUCGACCUGGAUUGCCGCAUCGUGGAACCCUUGUGCUGAACUCAGCAGAACCACAAGCUACAGCUGGUCCUGCAGGAGUGAGGUCCGUCUCGGGCAGGGUGCUGUGGCGGAAAUCUUUGCGGCUUUCUUCUUUCUUGCGGCCAUGGUUGCCACUCUUAAGUUUGUUCAUUUGGUGGGAACAGGAAAAAUUCCAGGUGAACCCGAGCCCAGCAGAUCCAUGUCCAGCAGCGAAGAAGUGUUGCCUCUUGUCCAGCAACACAACAACCCCCCUCCUCCUCGUGUGGAAACCCCUCCUGCCUCUCCUAGGCGAUCGUCCCAUGCUCACGCGGAAGCCAAGGAAGCAAAUGCUUGA
Molecule: messenger RNA, 744 nt
Organism: Seminavis robusta
Lineage: Eukaryota; Bacillariophyta; Bacillariophyceae; Naviculales; Naviculaceae
Source: the annotation of a GenBank genome assembly